Molecule: messenger RNA, 858 nt
Organism: Pleuronectes platessa (European plaice)
Lineage: Eukaryota; Metazoa; Chordata; Actinopteri; Pleuronectiformes; Pleuronectidae
Product: homeobox protein Hox-D11b-like
Exons: 3
Coding region: 1-858 (285 amino acids)
Biological process (GO): regulation of transcription by RNA polymerase II; anatomical structure development
Cellular component (GO): nucleus
Molecular function (GO): DNA-binding transcription factor activity, RNA polymerase II-specific; RNA polymerase II cis-regulatory region sequence-specific DNA binding
Source: RefSeq, a predicted model, not a curated record
AUGUAUUUACCGAGCUGCACCUUCCCGUCCAAGUCCGACUUUGGCUCCAUCCCGCCGCCGUUCCUCACGGAGGGUGGCGCGGCUCUGCUGGAGCACAGCGGCGCGUCGGCUCGGUACCGGGGCUGCUGCUUCCACGAGCCCCUGCAGCAGUACCCUCCCCCGGGCAAGUGGACCCUGUACCCGGGGGAGGCGGUGUACCACCAGGGGCUCUCGUCCCCGCCGGAGACUCUCUAUAAGGGCGGUAAGGAGUGCUUCCUGAGCGGGGGGCCGGUUUACGGCGCCUCGGACCCGCGGCUUCACGCACACGCGUUCGCCGGAGACCCGCGGAGCUUCCCCGGGAGAUACGCGACGUACCACGGGGACUCGCAGCUCCUCUUCCCGGCGGCGCGGAACAGAAUCCUGCUGCCGGUGUUCGACCAGUUCAUCGCAGAGGAGGCGGAGAGUCCGAGGACCGGGAUCGCAGACCGGGAGAAGGAGACGAGUCGCACCGGAUGGACGAGCUGUCCCAGCGGGGAGGGCGGCGAGGUGAGGCCGGUGUCAGAGUCACCGCUGACGGGGAAGGAGGACGACGAGGACGCGCCCUCAUCCGGCGGCGCUGGAGGAGACUGCAGCCAUGACCGGACAGAGUCCUCUGGGAAGAGGAAGAAGCGCUGUCCUUACACCAAGCAGCAGAUCAGGGAGCUGGAGAGAGAGUUUCUCUACAACAUUUACAUCAACAAGGACAGACGCAUGCAGCUGUCCCGCCUUCUGUUCCUGACAGACCGACAGGUGAAGAUCUGGUUCCAGAACAGAAGAAUGAAAGAGAAGAAACUGAAAAGAGAGAGACUACAGUACUACACACAGUACCACCUGUUCUGA